Messenger RNA from Racocetra fulgida, 1878 nucleotides. Lineage: Eukaryota; Fungi; Glomeromycota; Glomeromycetes; Diversisporales; Gigasporaceae. The record is from the annotation of a GenBank genome assembly.
AUGGUUGAUCAAAUUGAAAUCGAUAGUGAUAAUGAAUUAGUAACUAAUUUUUUAAGUGAAGAUAAAUUUGUAGAAAAAUUCGAUAAGGAUAACUUUGACAGAAAUAAAUUUACAGAAAGUUAUUUAGGCAGGAAUAACUUUAUAGAGGAUAAUUGUCUAAACGAACUAGCAGAAAAUUAUUUUAAUAAGGACAAAUUAGUUGAGAAUUAUUAUGAGAAUGAAUCAGUUAGAGAUUAUUCUAAUACAAAUGAAUUGACUAGUAAUGAUGAUUGGCUAAAGAAUGAUAAAGAUGAGACAGAUAACCUUUAUAUUGGUAAACGAUUUGUAUCAUGGCAAGAAGUUAUAAUAUUCCUUAAUUAUUAUUGCAAGCAAAAAGGGUUUGGGUAUAGAAAGGGAUGCUCAAAAAAAAGUGAAAGAUUAGAGGACGCUAAAAAAAGAACCUUUUUAUGCAAACAUGCAGAGACAUAUAAACCAAAUAAAUCUGCAGGGCUUGAUCAACAGCGAAAUAAAACUUCAUGCAAAGUUGGUUGUACAUGGCAUAUUAAUAUUGUCAAAAAAGGUGAUAAAAUUUAUGAGGUAACAACAUUCGUCGAUAAACAUAGAGGGCACAGUCCAGACCCGCAAAAUGCACAUUUUUUAACUCAAUUUCGAAAGUUAAGUGAGGAAAUGUUAGAAGAUAUUCGUUUUUGGACACUUGAAGGCAGCCUUAAUGCAACAAAACAAUACCGGAUGCUUGUAAGCAAAUAUCAAUGUCGUGUCGUCAAGCAAGAUCUAUAUAAUGCAAUUCAUAUAAUUCAGUAUAAAAAAGGGCCUGCAAAAAAUGAUACAUUCAAUGUUCUUAAUUUUUUGUUAGAAAAGAAGGCUGAUAACUCAGAAUGGUAUGAAUAUGUAAAAUUAAUUGAGGAUUACCCUGCUGCAGCAAGCUAUCUUAAACAUUUAUAUAAAAGCAAAAAGUCAUGGACAAGAUGUUAUACGAGUUCGUGUUUCACAGCUGGAAUGCAAUCUACAAGCCGUGUUGAGAGUGUUAAUGGAAUAAUUAAAAAAGAUUUAGAUGAAACAAUGCCUAUUAUCACACCACCUAAUAUAUAUAAUACAAUCUUUCAUGAGGUUGAUAGUGAACUUCAUAAUUGUGUGACUCUUGCAAUAACUGAAAAAAUUCAAGAACAAAUGAAUUAUAUUGAUCAUAAUAAGAAAGAUAUUGAGUUCUCGUGUGAAACAGCUUGUAUUGAUGAAGUUUUUGAUUUACCUCAAACCUCAGCAAACACCAUUCUCAAUGAUUUUCAUGAUCAGUUAGCUUCGAUAUGGGAAGUACAACAUAUGACAUAUGUGGCACCUCCUCAAUUUGUUUUUCUCUUAAAAACUGGCAAUUAUAAAUAUACAUACAAAUUAGAGACUAUUUCAGGCUGGGUCUGUAAACACUUUCUUCGUGUCAUUUGUACAUCACCAGAAGCUGGAUUUCACAUUAAUAUGAUUAAUCGUCAUUGGCUCAAUAACAAUGUAUAUGGUAGUGACUUAAAUAACAAAAACUUUAUUAGAUUAGUGAAUGAAGAUACAAAUAGUUCUACAACUCAACUUUCAAUAAAAUGGAUCUCUACUGAGAAUAGCAAAGUAAUUGGAUUAUCAAGACAAGAGCAAGAUAAGAAGCUAAUAACAAUGCUUGAAAAUUUCCAUGAAAAAGAAAUAAAACCAAAUCUAGAUCUUAAUAAUACGACACACACAUUUAAUAAUCUUAAUAAAUUGAGCAUUACCAAUUCAAAUGAAAAAAAUCAUCUAGAAUCAGAAAAUAAAAAUAAACUAUUCAACUCUUUAAAUGAGCUUGACGAUACUCGAAAGAGAAAAGAUCUAGUUGAAGUUGAAAACCCCAUUCUAAAACGCUGA